This is a messenger RNA of Myxocyprinus asiaticus (Chinese sucker), 2153 nucleotides long. Its product is annotated as diablo IAP-binding mitochondrial protein-like. Gene Ontology annotation, biological process: neuron apoptotic process; intrinsic apoptotic signaling pathway in response to oxidative stress. The record is from RefSeq and is a predicted model, not a curated record. The transcript has 6 exons. Gene Ontology annotation, cellular component: mitochondrion. Bases 70 to 780 code for a protein of 236 amino acids. NCBI's taxonomy places the organism in Eukaryota, Metazoa, Chordata, Actinopteri, Cypriniformes, Catostomidae.
GUUGUAAUUCUGCGUCGUCCGGCAGGGGGCGUUUUUUCAUCUCUAACAACUUCCUACAUCUGAUCAAACAUGGCGGCGUACAGAAGAAAAUUGUUAGCUGCAGGACUGAGUUGGAAAGCUUCCUUGAUGAUCAGGAGCACCUGUCAGACCCGCCGUAGGCUUGCUGUGCUGCCCACAAUUAUCAGGAAGAACUGGGUGACCUUGAGUGUCACAGGUGCUCUGUGUGCUGUCCCUUUCACCCAGAAACCAGAAAGUCUAUCCCAUGAAGACUUGGUACGAAGAGCUUCAUCUUUGGUCACUGACAGUGCUAAUACUUUCCUUUCACAAACCACUUUAGCUCUGCUCGAUUACCUUACAGGUUAUAUUAAGGCUAUAAACAACCUGGUGACAUUGCACAAACAAUAUGUGGCCUCCAUCAGCAAACUUACUCCUGCAGAAGAAGAUGUUAUCUGGCAGGUCAUUCUUCGCCAGCGUCAGGAGGUAAUUGACAGACGAAAGGAUUGCAAACGAUUAGAAUCUUGCUGGAUGACUGCCAUCAAUCUAUCAGAGCUGGCUGCAGAGGCAGCCUUCAAUGCAGGGGCUGACCAAGCUUCUGUGAUGGCACAGAGCAGUCUACAGGUGGCACAGUCACAAGUGGAACAUGUUCGACAGCUAUCAAUAGAGGCUGAGAAAGCACUCAAAGACUCUAAAGCUGAAGAUAGUGAGAGGCUUCAAAAGGCCCUCAGCACCGGAAUGGAGGAGGAUGAAGACAUUCCAGAUGCAUAUCUGCGAGAGGACUAAUUAUAUUCAGAACUUUAGCACAGUUGCUGUGCUUAAAUACACAUUUACAGUAUUGUGACCACUCCCAAAACCACACCAAGACCUAUACCACUACCAAUUGAAACACUGAAUCCUAACUUCAUUUAUUUACUUGUGUCCAACUUAUAGAAGUGGCUCAAGAAAAAUGCUGUGUAAAGUGCAACCAGAAAUCCUUAAGUGGCUAUAAGUAUUAAAUGCCAGGGUGUGCAAAAGAAUUUCUGUUCCUUUUUUCUUUUCUUUUUUUCAGAUGCAGAGAGAUAAAGACCUAUGAUUUGUAAUGAUAAUUUCUCUAUGCAUGUCUGUUUUCCUUUUCUUUUUUGGUGGGAUAUGCUUUUGUGAUCAUGGAUCCAUUUAAAAAAAAAAAAAAACUUUAUGAUAGAUUAAAAAUAAACUUUAUAAUAAAAUUAAGCAAUGCUUAUUACUAAAAACUUUUCAUUUUCAGUGCCUUUCCUAUAUACCCUUUCUUCAUAUCUGUUAUGUAGAGUCUAUAUUAGUCUUUUAUAGACUAACACUUUCUAAAUCAUCCUUUAGAGUGGAUUAUGAAGGUCUACCUAGAGCUACUGUACAUUUUCAGUAUGACUAAAAUGUAAAUUUACUCCUUCCUAGUUCCCUUGUUCAUUCUGUAUUACCAUUCGCAACAAAAGUAAUUAAUCUCUCAUUAUUCUUAUUUUUCAGUGCCAACAUGAAAGAGCAUGUCAGACACUGAUGUCUAGCUCUCCUUAUCUCCACCUGUUGUUUUCUGUGUUCUCAGCUGAAGGGCCUAUUACCAGCCAAUCCUUCAUGUCACUAGAGAUGUCAUUCUGCUUUUGUGUGGUCCAGAGCUGUCCCUCAGUCUUUUCACAUAUCACACUUUUUCAGUCAACCACCCAGAGCUAAGGUCAUGUGUGUCAUUCCUUCCUCCUGUCACAUUUUCCAACCAAGCUGAUGAAUAAUGGCUAUAUAACUUUGUAAUACUAUAAAAACAGUUCUAUAUGAGUGAUGUCUAUUACUAGAUAUUAUUAAGGUACAAUAGGGCUAAAAUCCCCCCUUAAGGAAAAGUGAUUAUUUUUUCUGGUCCCUAAUGUAAAAUCAUUUUUCCAUAAUGGGGGCUUUUAGCCCUGUUGUAACCUAUUCAUAUUUAUUAAUAGACAUUACUCAAAUAGAACUGUUAUUUUUAUCAUACAUAGUUAUAUCCUUACAUCGGUGGCGGUUGAAAUAUUAUAAUUGUUUGUGUGUUUUUAGCUUAAGCACAUUGUUUCGUGGACACAAAAAAACAAAAAAUGUGUCUCAACAAUUGUAUUUUUCCAAUUAGAGCUGCGGUCUGACUAAAGAAGGUAUUUUUGCAGUGUGCCUGGUAUUAAAAGACAUUGUUUUGA